ACGGCUUCUUCUUGGGAGAAGAAGGUGUGUGUGUAUGUAUACGUCGAUGGGCGAUUGAGUGAGCCUGGCCGAGUUUUCCUUUCGUGACCGGCCGCUGUCUGUCCACGCCUGCCUGAGGCGGGGAGGCCGGCAGGCUCGGUGAUCUGUUGCUCCCGCCUAUCUCCCUGGGAUGCCGCCCGCUGAUGCCGCCGCCGCCGGGGCUGGGAGAGAAGCGGCGGACGGGACGACGGACCCCCGGCUGUGGUGGAAGAAAAGGAGACCGAGCGAGUCCAUCCGGGGAGGCGGCCUCGGAAUGGACCUGGAGCGUGCUCGUGACCAGUGACCGAGAAGGGGGCGGGCCCGCCUGGGCUAGCGGGGAGACCGGCUGGCUGGCUGAGGGGAAUCCGGUCGUGGUCGACUCCACCGCAGGGCGGCGGCGGCAACAGUAGCGGCGGAUGGAGCCCGGCGCUUCUUCAGCGCGGCCGGCCGGGGAAGGUUCCUGCUUAGAGCGCCUCAAGAAUUCUCUGCCGGGACCCGCCGACCUGGCUGGGGCGGCUAGCACGUUGGAGAGGAUCCUGAGGGAGUCCGUGUGUCAAUUGCAGGGCUGGCUCCGGGUCUACGAUGUGGCAGGACCGCCAACCCAUAGGCUAUCUUGUGGCCAGUCUCCUGAUUCGGAAACUAUAAUAUGGGAGACAAAGUACUCCAUUUUGACUGACAGCCAGCUUGUGCUACUAAACAAGGAGAAGGAGAUGGCUGUCGAAGGAGGGCAGGAGCAGGCAACAGAAUCUACCAAAGGGCGUUGCCUGCGGCGUACUGUGAGUGUUCCUUCGGAGGGUCAAUUUCCUGACUAUCCACCAGAGGGGACUACAAAGCUAGAGGUCCCAGCAGAGAGGUCUCCUCGCAGACGGAGUAUCUCAGGGACAAGUACAUCAGACAAAACCAACCCCAUGGAUGCAUCAAACACAUCUCCAUUCAAAGUGCCGGGCUUCUUCAGUAAGCGGCUUAAAGGUUCAAUCAAAAGAACAAAGAGCCAAUCAAAGUUGGACAGGAAUACCAGCUUCCGUCUUCCAUCUCUUAGGCCUGCUGAUGACAGGUCCCGUGGCUUACCAAAACUGAAAGAGUCUCGUUCUCAUGAAUCUUUACUGAGUCCAGGCAGUGCUGUAGAGACACUAGAUCUUGGGACAGAAGAGCGAGUUUUCGUCAAGCCACUUCAUAGCAGUAUACUGGGACAAGACUUCUGCUUUGAGGUAACUUAUUCCAGUGGCAGUAAAUGCUUCAGCUGCUCUUCUGCUGCCGAAAGAGACAAGUGGAUGGAAAACCUGCGCAGGGCAAUACAACCUAACAAGGUACCAUAUAAGGAUAACUGCCGACGAGCUGAGAAUGUAUUGCGUCUUUGGAUCAUUGAAGCCAAGGACUUGGCCCCCAAGAAGAGGUACUUCUGUGAAUUGUGCCUGGAUGAUACUUUAUUUGCCCGCACUACAAGCAAAACAAAAGCUGACAAUAUCUUCUGGGGUGAGCACUUUGAGUUCUCUGGCCUCCCCCCUAUCUACAGCAUCACUGUGCACAUCUAUAAGGAUGUUGAGAAGAAGAAAAAAAAGGACAAGAAUAACUAUGUUGGUCUGGUAAACAUUCCCAUAUCCAGUGUGACUGGACGACAAUUUGUUGAGAAGUGGUACCCCAUCAGCACACCCACACCCAAUAAAGGGAAGACAGGACCAUCCAUCCGGAUCAAAUCUCGUUAUCAGACCAUCACCAUCCUCCCCAUGGAGCAAUAUAAAGAGUUUGCUGAAUUUAUUACUAACAAUUAUACUGUGUUGUGCUCUGUUCUGGAGCCAGUGAUCAGUGUCAGGAACAAAGAGGAGAUGGCAUGUGCUUUGGUGCACAUUCUUCAAAGUACCGGCAGAGCCAAGGACUUCUUGACUGAUCUGGUGAUGUCUGAGGUGGAUCGUUUUGGGGAACAUGAUGUGCUGAUUUUUAGGGAGAAUACACUUGCCACUAAAGCCAUCGAGGAAUACCUCAAGCUCGUAGGACAGAAGUAUCUGCAAGAUGCUCUUGGUGAAUUUAUCAAGGCAUUGUAUGAGUCAGAUGAGAACUGUGAAGUGGAUCCCAGCAAAAGUUCACCAACCGAAUUGGCCGAUCACCAGGCCAAUCUUAAAAUGUGUUGUGAGCUGGCUUUCUGCAAGAUCAUCAACUCCUACUGUGUCUUCCCCCGGGAGCUGAAAGAGGUGUUUGCAUCAUGGAAGCAGCAGUGCCUCAACAGGGGGAAGCAGGAUAUCAGUGAACGCUUGAUUAGUGCUUCACUUUUCCUCCGUUUCCUCUGCCCAGCCAUCAUGUCUCCAAGUCUCUUCAACCUCAUGCAAGAAUACCCUGAUGACCGUACCUCUCGGACUCUCACACUAAUUGCAAAGGUUAUCCAAAACCUAGCAAACUUCACAAGAUUCGGGAACAAAGAAGAAUAUAUUACAUUUAUGAAUGACUUUCUCGAGCAUGAGUGGGGAGGCAUGAAACGCUUCCUGAUGGACAUUUCUAAUGCAGACACCAUCUCCAAUACACCUGGAUUUGAAGGCUACAUAGAUCUUGGAAGAGAGAUUGCUGUCUUGCAUUCCUUGCUGUGGGACGUUGUUUGUCAGCUGGACAAGGGUGAAAAUUCCUUCCUACAGGCAACGGUAGAAAAACUGGGACCUUUGCCACGCAUCCUCACAGACAUUGCGAAGGCUACAACAAAUCCCACACCGAUCCAGCAGCAGUUGAGACGUUUGGCAGAUCACAACUCAAGCCCCAAUGUCAGCCUCUCCUCAGGGCUGCAAAAAAUAUUUGAGGACCCUGCUGACAGUGAGCUCAAACUGAAGUUGCCAACCCAAGAAAGCGAAGGGUAUUUCAAAGGCAAGUUGCUGUUGAUUCAACAGGCGUCAUCGCGAAGCGUGACUUACUCAGACAAGGGUGACGAGACUAACAUGUCAAACAUCCGAAGCAUAUCACUGAUGGAUCUCCAAGAUCCCAGUGUCAUGCAGUGUGAUCCUGGAUCCAUGAUGCAUGAUGCUCCUGUACGUUUAUCUGGUAGCCAGCUUUCAGUCAUCCAGGUGGCGAACAUCAAACAGCUCCACAGCACACCACAGAGUGCCCCUCAGGUCAGGAGGCCUCUGCACACAGCACUAAACCAGCAGGGCAGUCUGCAGCCCCUUUCCUUCCAGAACCCUGUUUACCAUCUCAACAAUCCUCCUCAGCCAAUGCCAAAGGUGUCCGUGGCCUCCAGUUUGGAGAACUUGAGCGUCACUAGUUCCCAAAGCCAGAACAGUGAAGAACUUAAACUCAGUGGACCUAGCAACAGCAGCAUGGAGGACUUCACCAAACGCAGCACACAGAGUGAGGAUUUUUCCCGGCGGAGCACAGUAGUGGACAAACAUGUGCCCAUGGCUUUAGCUCGCCAGAACAGCACUGGGCAGGCCCAAAUCCACAAAAUGGACCAAGCAGGGCUGGGUGCGAGAGCCAAGGCACCCCAGUCACUUCCCCAUAGUGCUUCUCUGAGAAGCACAGGGAGCAUGUCUGUAACAUCUGCCACCAUGGCAGCAGAGCCUAUUCAGAAUGGAAAUCGCUCCCGGCAGCAAUCCUCCUCCUCCCGGGAGAGCCCAGUUCCCAAAGUGCGAGCCAUCCAACGCCAGCAAACACAGCAGAUUCAGUCACCUGUAGACUCUGCCACAAUGUCACCUGUGGAAAGGACAGCUGCUUGGGUCCUAAACAAUGGGCAGUACAAAGAAGAGGAGGAAGAUGCUGAGCAAAACCAAGAUGAAGAGAAGCAUGCAGAAAAGUAUGAACAGGAGAUAACCAAGCUCAAAGAUCGCCUGAAAAUGUCAAGCCGCCGACUGGAGGAGUAUGAGCAGCGGCUCCUGGUGCAGGAGCAGCAAAUGCAGAAGUUAUUGAUGGAAUAUAAGGCUAGGUUGGAAGAUAGUGAAGAGCGGUUGCGAAGGCAGCAGGAGGAGAAGGAUAGCCAGAUGAAGAGCAUCAUUAGCAGGUUAAUGGCUGUUGAGGAGGAACUGAAGAAGGACCACGCAGAGAUGCAGGCGGUCAUUGACACAAAGCAGAAAAUAAUUGAUGCACAGGUCUUAAAUGGGGAUGAGAUAAUUCAAGCAGGAAAAAAGGAUCCUUUCUCUGGAUUCAGCCAACACGCGAUUGAUGAGUGCCCUAACACAAGUGAAGGAACAUUACAGCAUGCAAGCCCGGAACGGCAUUUCCCCCACCAACCCCACCAAGCUUUCCAUCACGGAGAAUGGUGAAUUUAAAAACAGUAGCUGCUAACAGCAACUUAUCCCACCGACAAAUUGCCCGCUCCUCAUUUCUCCCACCCACUCUAAGGCUAGCCACACAACUCCCUCAAUGCUCCCCAAAGCAGCCUGCUUCAAAGAAGAAUGCUUCAAGGAAAAUUGGACAAUAGGGAUGCAGAGAUUGUGUCCCUUGUGUCAUUUUAAAGGUAGCGAUCCCCCAGCCUGCCACCACCAUGCACCAAUAUAUGCAUAUAGACCUGCCUGGGCUCUUCAACGUUGCCACGGAGAGUCUGGACCACCUUCUCAAUUUUGACACGGCUGAGUUUCCAGUCUGCUUCUCUGGUGUUCAGAGCACAGUAGAAGCCUGUGAUAUGCUUGGAUCAGUCUAGGACGGAGUAGGCAUCAAUGCAUUGUCUGUCCAGCUAAGCUCAGAACAAGCUGCUAAAUUGUAAAUGAGGGAGAAGGGCCACAGGAGCUCAUGUUCUGCAGCAUGAGAGGAUACUUUCAGUAGCAACAUUGAAAAGGGGCCCCCUCAGACAGUCUACAUGUGUGGAUAUGUGGCAGUAGCAGGUCUGGGGGAAACCCACCAUCUAAAAUUCUGUAGCAGUUAUAGUCCUUGCAUUCCCAUUUGCCAAAUAUCCCCAGAGCCUCCUACGUUAGAGUGGGAUGCUUUGUGAAGACUGAGGAGAGUGGAAAUAAAUCUAUGAAAUAUCUCUUCCACCAGUCUAUAUAUGGACCUAAAUUUCCCCUUCCUCUCAGAGCAUCUUUUUUCUGAGCCCUGGUUCCAAGGCAUUCAAUCAUGUUGUUGCACACAGUCAAUGGCAGUUCCAUUCACCACUGCAACAUUCCCUCCACCUCUAAAUAUGAAAGGCUGCUUCUCUUUUUAUUUAUUUAUUUUCUACUUUUAUUGAUUUUUUUUUAAACUUUAGUGGCAUAAUAUGUAAAUUGUGCCCCAAAAUUGAACAAAACCCUUCUGUUAUCUUAGUUUGUUAAUUACCUACAUUAAAGCAGUAUUUGUGUUGUACCUUAUCUUCAGAUUCGUUUUCAUUCCAAAAGAUGAUAAAAAGCUUCCAGUUUUCUAGGAAGAAUAUGUACAGAACUUUUUCUUGCUCAUCCACAUCGGGGUGAUGGAAAUAAGCUUACAAAUCAACCAACUUUCCUAACCAUACCCCAGUGGAGUGUUUCUUCUGGUUCCAAUUAUGUUAUAAUAAUUUUGGCAGAUUUUAACAAAUUUCUGAUCCUCCAUGUUUCUUUUUAGCACACUGCAUUGUAUGGGAAAGUGAGGAGGAGGAGUUAUUAGAGUAGAUGUCCCACCUACCACAUUUCUGCUGCAAAAUGGUUCCCAUCCCAUCCCAUUGUAGCCUCUUCAUCAGCAACCUGAUUUCCACAAUGUGGGUCUGCCACUGGACAUCUGUUUUGGCCUGAAAAGAACAAUAUGUAGUGUAAACAGAAGUUCAUCCCAUUAUCUCCUGAAUAAUCUUUUGGACCUCCUUCCACUAACAUUUUACAAUUGUACAAUGUCACCAAAUGCAAGAAUUAAGCCCCGUUUGCCUGACACUUCCAGCAUAUGCCAGUGAUGAUCAUGUACAUUCUUUUAGUUCCUGUAGGCAUACUAGUACCACUGGAAGAAAAAUUUACACUUCCCCUAUUUUCUUGCUACAUUUAUUGAUAUCAUAGAUCUGCUUUACAAUUGUCAUUCAGUGCUCUACAGAUAUUUUGGUUGGCACAUCCUUUCCCUUAUUCAUUACCUUGGGAUAAUAGAGAUUUUUGGAGAUAAGUCCUUUACAUAUAUUUAAAAUUCAAUAGGCAUUCAUAUACAAUUAGAUCCCCAAACACAAUUGUCUUUGCACUUUUGGACAGCAAAUUUCAAAUGUCAGUACUAGAAAAACAAAGAAGGUUGCUCUUGCAUUUUAUCUUGAUUCAUUUUAUAUUAAAAGCCGUUUUUUCAAUAUGUAAAUUAUAAAACCUUGUCAGUUUGGCCUUUUGCCAUGCACAUAAUUACAGUCUUCUAACUAUGGAAAAGCCUGUGUGAUAAAUUACAGAAGAGUGAAGUGAUGGGAUAGGAGUAAGCUAUGUAUAUUUCAUAAUUUUUUAUUAUAAAAGUAUGCGCUAAAAUUUUUCUGUAGCAUGACCCAUUUCUGUAAGGAUCUAGUGUGACUUUGCUGAUCCAUAAAUUAAUUGAGAUUACUACCUUUUAUAUCCCAAUCAUGGCACAUCACAGUCGGAUCAUAUGUGCGACUGCCUGUGCUCCUCUUUGUGCCUUCUGCUGCAUUGGGAUGUUCUUUGCCACUUGAGACCUUAUUAUUCCAAAUAAGGCAAUGCAUUAAGGAUUGAAUUAAAUCCUUAACUUCUGCUGUGGUAUUUUUACAGCCAUUGUAAGCAGCAGCAGCAGCGAAGGGGAAUUAUAUUGGCAAUAAGUUCAUUUUUAUUAUAUCGCAGUCCUACCCAGGCAUUCAAUGUUUUGUUGAAUCCAUCCAUUUUAAUCUUGUCUUAUCAGUAGAUCAAUGGCCCUCCGUGGCGCAGAGUGGUAAGCAGCGGUAACACAGCCGAAGCUCUGCUCACGGCCGGAGUUUGAUUCCAACGGAAGGAGGAAGUUGAAUCUCCGGUAAAAGGGGUCGAGGUCCACUCAGCCUUCCAUCCAUCCAUGGUUGGUAAAAUGAGUACACAGCAUAUGCUGGGGGGUAAAGAAAGGCCAGGGAAGGAACUGGCAAUCCCACCCCAUAUAUACGGACUGCCUAGUAAACGUCGCAAGACGUCACCUAAGAAUCGGAAACGACUCGCACUAUAAGUGCGGGGACACCUUUACCUUUUUAUCAGUAGAUCAUUCUGGGAGCUAGAAGUCUGCCCUUGCAAGGGUAACUCUUACUCUUCUAUUGCACUUUGAAGGGAAACCCCAACAGGCCUGUGGUGCAUUUGUGGUGGCAAUAGGCUGAAGAAGACACAACACUUAAAGGGCAGUGUUCAACCAACUUUUUGUGCAAGCACAAUGGUGUGUCCCUCCCUUGCAUGCAUCCUGUGACAUCCUCAGAUCUGCUCCAAGGGUUGGGGGGGGAACCCAGAAAAGAUUUACGGGGUGUAUGGAGGAGGAGACAGGGAGAUUGUUUCAUUGCACAAGGAGAAAUCCUCACACUGAUGGAACAAUUGCAUUAGUGCUACGCUGAAUACUACCCACAGUCUCUGCAUCCCUAUAUUCCAUAAUCCUUUGAAGCCUCCUAAUUUGGAAGCAGAAUACUUUUAGGAGCAUUAAUGGUUACCACAAAGGAGAGAGGAAUCUAUGUAUCUCUGCAAGUAUGGCGUCUCCAAGUGAGGGAGGGCUACACUGGAGAAAUGCAUGCCUCUUUGCCAUUUUUAUACAUGAAGUAAUGGGGUGGGAUUCCAGAUAUGCAAAGCAGUAGGCAGCGUUGUGCUAAUCAUGGUCAUGAUCCUAGCCUCCCCUCCCCAAAAUCAUCUUGUUACAGUGAAAUCUCCAUCCUUCUAAUAACUUAGACCCUAUACAAGAAGUGGGGAGGAGUGAGAGAGAGAGAGGAGAGCAUGUGCUGGUGAAACCUUCUUCCACAAAUUCUAGCUGUACAAUAGAUCUGCUGCCUCCUGGGCCUUAAUAAAAAUGUUACCUUGCAGGACUCUCUUUUUAUUUUUGUUUUGCAAUGCUAGCUUUGAAUAAUUUAUUUUGAUAUGGUUUACCAUUUAACACAGUACCUUGUUUCCUUGUUCCCCUCUCUAAACCUGUAUUUUUAUGCCAGUAGUGCUGGACUCUUUGGGUCUCCAGGACCCACUUCUGCAUUUCAUUGUCUGGGUUUAUUCUAAAGAAGAUUUAUUUUUGUUCUGUGAAUAUUUUUGAACAGUUUCUUGUAUAUGUACAGAUAUAGAUACAUUUGAGGUUUUAUUGAUAUUC
Rhineura floridana is the source of this 8130-nucleotide messenger RNA. It is a transcript of the gene RASAL2, whose product is annotated as RAS protein activator like 2. The coding region runs from base 435 to 4250 and encodes 1271 amino acids. The transcript is spliced from 19 exons. NCBI's taxonomy places the organism in Eukaryota, Metazoa, Chordata, Lepidosauria, Squamata, Rhineuridae. The record is from RefSeq and is a predicted model, not a curated record. Gene Ontology annotation, biological process: regulation of GTPase activity.